Messenger RNA from Emiliania huxleyi CCMP1516, 330 nucleotides. RefSeq lists its product as hypothetical. The record is from RefSeq and is a predicted model, not a curated record. The transcript has a single exon. Bases 1 to 330 code for a protein of 109 amino acids. Lineage: Eukaryota; Haptophyta; Isochrysidales; Noelaerhabdaceae.
AUGGCUGAUGAUGAGCAUGCGAAUGACGUUGAAUUGGCUGUGCAGGCUAUCCGGGAUAAGCUGAAUGCAGAACAUGAAGGCAAACUGCAGGCGAUGGAAGCGAUGCACGCUUCGAUGAUUGACGACCUCAUCCGAAGCAAUGAGAAGAAUAUGGAGGAGGUCGAGUGUCUACAGGCUGCCUUGUCUGAGGCUAGUCGAGACAAAGCGGCACUUCACGCGCAGCUCGAGCGUGCCAUUGAAGACUUGGAGGUGGCAGAAGAGGAUCACAAAACAUUUACUGCCUUCAUAGAGCGGCAAAAGGACGAAAUUGCAAGACUGAAGACGGAGUGA